CGGCAAGCCAACAGCUGUUUUAUGUUUUUAUUCCAAUUUUGGAAGUCCAAAGGUCCCGCGCAGUUAUGUGGAAACAGUGUUUUUGUGCUCGAUUUUGAUAAUUACGAAUCGUUCGUGCAAUUGCAUUUAAUCGACUGCGAUGUUGAAGGACACCGAAAAGCUGACCCGUCUGCUGCUUUUUUGCUGCCGGCUGAGAUAUCGCAAGUAUCCUUCAUUCUACUUCCCGGUCUAUUGCUUCCUCCAAGCGCUUCGCAAACUGAGCAAGGAGAUUCGGUUACGCAGCGUCACCUUCCGGGUGGUUCCGAUUCCAAAUCUACUGUUCGAACAGUAUCAGCAAGGCCAACUUGUACGAUCGGAACAUACUUUGUUCGUAAGCCGAACGGUCUUCAAUCAGUAUGUGGUGGAACGGGAAAUCAACUGGAUUAACUUGGUGAUACGUGCUGGAAGCGAUGGUGGACGGAAGAAUGAGGGUGGUGAAGAGCUGGUCUCGAUUAUACUGAAUCGACAGAACGUAUCUGUGCUGUUUCAGAUAUGUCCACUCGAAGGGGUUGCUCCGAAUGUGAUUUUCGUGAAGGAGAAUUUGUUCCAUGGAUUGACGGAACGGUACAAGCUGGGGGAGAGAGGGUUCUGCGGAAAGAUGCAGCGUGUUUCGGAACAGCAGAAUCUGCCACUGGUGGCGACUAAAGCGAACAUUUUCCUAUACAACACACCGUACGAUUUGUCGUCGGAUGUGGUCGAUUUCAUUAUGGGACGAUAUUUCGAAACGCCUCGGCUGCUGUAUAGAAAUUCGACCUAUCAGAUCACGUUGAAUGAGAAGUUUCUGGGGAAUACGUUCUACACGAAGAACUUUGCCACUUUUGCACACUUGAGAUCACUCUACUUCAAAUGUCUAAAUCUGGAAUCGGCCGAGAACAGCUUCGAGCUGCAUGGAAUCGUUUGCAAGAAUUUGACCAAUUUGCACCAGACAACGACUUACAACAAUUUCGUCCCACCGCAAAGGCUGGACGAUUUGGCUUUUGUUCCUGUCUGUCCCUUUGGAUUGCGAAAGUAUCACGAAGAGUUGAAAUCUUCCUUGACCGCUUAUUUGAAACAGGAGAACAACUCGCUUAUCGAAAAUCAAAUCUAUCCGAUUUUCAUGCUGCAGGGCGAACGAGGCAUUGGGAAGUCGACGGUGCUCCGAUCGGUUGCUCAAUCUCUGGGCAUUCAGAUUUUCCACGGGGACUGCAGCGACAUAAUGACAUCGAUAUCUUCACAAACCGAAACUAAACUGAUAUCUGCACUCAACAGAUCAAAGAUUUGCGAGCCCUUGAUCAUCGCUUUGCAGAAUUUCGAAAUUUUUGCCAUAGACAACGAAGGUCACGAAGAUCUACGUAUUUUGACAACUUUUCAGGCCGAGUUGCAUACGCUUUUCAACCGCAAAUACUCCCAUCCCGUCCUGGUAGUUGCAUUGGCCAACGAAAAGGAUUCAUCCAAGCCAAAACUGACCAGUAUGUUCCUCGACGUAAUCAAGUUUCUCCCCCCAACUACGAUCGAACGACAUCAGCUCCUCAAUUGGAUAUCCGCAAAGGAAACAGCACGCAUCCCCCCAAAUCAGCUAGCAAAGAUAGCCGAACAAACGCAAGGCUUCAUUUUCGGUGACCUUAAACUGCUCUAUUCGAAAGCCAUCCAGGCUUCAUCAAAAGAUCCCAAACUCACCCUCGCACACUUCGAAAGAAGCUUGGAAGAAAUGCAGUCAUCUUUCUCGGACAGCCUGGGAGCCCCGAAGGUUCCCAAAGUGCUCUGGUCCGAAAUCGGAGGUCUGGCAAAGCUGAAAACGGAAAUUCAAAACAGUAUAGGGCUUCCGCUCCGGCACAAAAAGCUCAUGGGAAAGAACAUGCGCCGAUCGGGUAUUCUGCUGUACGGCCCACCUGGCACCGGAAAGACCCUCAUAGCCAAAGCCGUUGCGACGGAGUGCAAUCUGAGCUUCCUGUCGGUGCAGGGACCGGAACUGCUGAACAUGUACGUCGGGCAAAGCGAACAGAACGUGCGCGAGGUGUUUUCCCGGGCACGAUCCGCGGCGCCUUGUGUGCUGUUUUUGGACGAACUGGACUCGUUGGCGCCCAAUCGGGGAGUUUCCGGUGAUUCGGGCGGAGUGAUGGAUCGCGUCGUGUCGCAGAUACUCAGCGAGAUGGAUGGCAUUUCGAAAGGGUCCGACCCCAGCCAGCAGAUAUUCAUCCUGGCCGCGACCAACAGACCUGACUUGAUCGAUCCGGCCCUACUGCGACCCGGACGGUUCGAUAAGCUCCUGUACGUGGGCCCUAGCACCUCGGUGGACGACAAGGAAAGCGUUCUGCAAGCGAUCACCAGCAAAUUCCAUCUGGCCAAAGGUCUCACGCUGCGGAAGAUUGCCGAGGGCUUGAAGCAGGACAUGACGGGUGCGGAUUUGUACUCGAUUUGUUCGAACGCGUGGCUCAGCGCCGUGCGGAGGGCGAUAAAAGGAGUGAAAGAACCGAUCGGUGAGGAUGGGCUCAGCCCGGAGGACGUCGUGGUCAACGAAAGCGAUUUCAAAACGGCCACCAAGAAAUUCAUCCCGUCGAUUAGUCCUGCGGACAUGGAGUACUUCAACAGGUUGAGGACUAAUUUUAGCGCGUAGCGUGGAACUGAACAGGUUUGAUAGGAAUGAAGUUUUUAUUAGAUAGUUUUUUUUUGAACCGGGUAUGUUUGUUGAUAGUGUGGAACGGAAUAUAUUUUUACAGAUUGUUAAA
Aedes aegypti (yellow fever mosquito) is the source of this 2744-nucleotide messenger RNA. It is a transcript of the gene Pex6, whose product is annotated as peroxisome assembly factor 2. Gene Ontology annotation, cellular component: peroxisomal membrane; cytosol. Gene Ontology annotation, biological process: protein import into peroxisome matrix. Gene Ontology annotation, molecular function: ATP hydrolysis activity; ATP binding. The transcript is spliced from 4 exons. The record is from RefSeq and is a predicted model, not a curated record. Lineage: Eukaryota; Metazoa; Arthropoda; Insecta; Diptera; Culicidae. Bases 140 to 2632 code for a protein of 830 amino acids.